UUUGCCCGUCACGAACCCAAAUACACGUCUCUCGACGCGCCUCGACCCCCAAACCUGCCCCUAUGCUCCAACGCGCAUACUCUUGCGACACUACUCUCACAUUUUAGGGCCCAUUCGAAGACAGCCAUGACCGACUACAAUAAGCAAACGGUAGCAAAUCUACGCCAAUUGCUCAAGGAACGCAGUAUCCCAUCGACUGGUCUUACGCGGAAGGCGCAAAUUAUCGAGAAGCUCGAGGAAUGGGACAUCCAACAAAGCGCGCCGGCGCAAGUCGAGGCAAGCUUAUUAGCUGUCGAUGCUAAAGCAACAGAACAAGAUGCGCGGGAGAAGGAGGCUGAGGAUACAGCUGCCGAUGAUGGAAGGAGCGGUGGCAAGGUCGAUGGCGACGAGGCUCAGCAAAUCACUGAAGCCCCAGAAUCGAAUCCAGAGGAGGAUGUCAAUAUGAGCAUGGAUAAUGCGCUGGAGGCGUCUGCUGCAAUCGCGCCGGCCCCGGUUGCGGAACACAUUGAAAAAGGUACGGAAAUCAACACGGACGUAGUCGUUCCAGAUGUGCCACCGUCUGGGACGACAACGACUGCAGGAGAAGAGCCAUCGGUUUCAAUCGACGUCGAUUCGUUGCCGACUGAGCGGACGCCCUCGUCGGCCCCCGACGAGAAACCGUCGAUUGAGAAGGCGCAGCUUCUUCCCAUCCCCGAGCGUUCUGCUACCACCACCGCAGAGCCUGGGACAAGGCUGAACACGGAGGAGCUCGAAGCUGAGACGCGUAAGCGUAAGCGGAGAAGCCAGACUCCAGAAUUAACAGCACAGGAUGUACAGGUAAAGAAACCACGGCCAGACGAUGCCAAAGCACCCGAGAUUCAUAUACAAGAAGACAAGGCUGAGAAUUCUGGAAUGGACUCGAUCAUGGAACAAGCAGCACCCGAAGCAAAAAUAAACGAGACGGGCCAAAGGGUUAUGGAUACGACUACCGACAGCGAAGGUGACGGUGACGCACAAAAAGUAGAACAACCGACAUCCGCUAUUGAUCCUGCUGCAGAUUCGACACCGACAGCAUCUGCAACUGCAUCCGUUCAGAAGGAGAAAGCUCCUCGGUACCGCGAACUUCUGAAGCCUACAGAGACGAUGGAGACGGUUGAGACGACAGCACCCACUACAUCUGAGGAUCGCCCCAUAGUGCCGGCCUUGCAUCCUGCAACGCCUGCCAUCUACAUCCGCAACCUGAUGCGCCCACUGCGUCCAGAUCUCCUUCGUGCUCACCUUGUCUCUCUUGCCUCACCCCCAUCCGGCUCCCCCGACGCCUCCAUCAUCAAAUCUCUCUUCCUUGACGGCAUGAAAACUCACGCACUUGUGCAUUUCACAACUACGACAGCGGCAUCUCGCGCUCGCGCUUCUCUGCAUGGCUCUAUCUGGCCGCCCGAGGGCAACCGGAAAGAGCUUUGGGUUGAUUUUAUCCCAGACGAUAAGGUCUCGGAUUGGAUUCAACAGGAGGAAGACGCGAUUGCAUCAGACAAGGCAGCCCGAUCGAGUGGAAGGGUUGCUUUGGCUCAGAAGUUUGAGGUCGUAUACCCUGACACCGAAAACGGGAUUCAAGCUGUGUUCCAGGUCGUUGGUUCCGCUACCACUACCACGCCAGCAGUAGCAGCGUCCUCCGACUGGAACCCACCGACAAGCCCACGCCGGCGACGUGCUUCCUCGCCUCGUCAGCAGAUCUCUACAACUCCUUUUCCGCCGACCGCUGCGCCAGAAGAAACCCGCCACAAUAUCGCCAAAUCCUUCGCUACCCUCGACGAUCUCUUUUCCUCAACGAAAACCUCUAAACCGAAACUCUACUUCAAGCCCGCAUCUCCUGCUACAGUCUCCCUUCGCCUAAAAGAGCUCGACCGCGAGACCUCAGUUGACUGGACGCCAGAGGAGAAGCGCAAAGGACGGGGCCUGAAACACGCGGGAUUUUCCCGUGGUGACCAAAUGAUACGCUAUACCUUUGAUGAAAAGGAAGAUGAGAUGGUUGUUGAAAUUGGCGAUGAUUUCGGGGUGCGUGAGUUUGAGGGUGGCAGUGGAGGUUUUGGAUGGAGAGGUGGUGGUUAUGGCAGAGGACGAGGCGGAGGAGGCAGGGCGAGAGGUGGAGGUGAUAGGUUCACCCCAGGUGGCAUACCCCGUGAUGGUGGGGGUUUCUGGAGGGGUGGAGGAAAGUGGAGAAGUGGAAAUUAA
Messenger RNA from Periconia digitata, 2208 nucleotides. Lineage: Eukaryota; Fungi; Ascomycota; Dothideomycetes; Pleosporales; Periconiaceae. The record is from the annotation of a GenBank genome assembly.